AUGAAGAUACCCCGUGACAUUAGUUGUAAUUGGGCUAUAUUUGAGGGGUGUGACCCCGCCCCGCUACACGCCCUGACCCUUCAAGCGCAACAUGCCUACGCACAGCGGAACAUCCCUCCAACCACGCAAACGUCUCCGCUUUCCGACCUCCAGCUUCUCGUGAAGGGCGCGAGAAGGACCAUCGUGGAUCCUGUGUUGGCCCUUUUCGCCGAUCUUUCUGACGGUGAAGAUGAAGAGUUAACUGCGGAAGGGAAGAAAGAGCGAGAGGAGGCGCGCCAGAGGGAACGAGAGAGGGAGAAGAUUAGGGAAUUGAAGAGACGGAAGAUUAGGGCGUGGGGUGGGUUGAGUUUGCCCUCUUCUUCGGGGGGGAAGGUUAAGGGGGAGGAUGGAGGGGUGUUUAUCAGGCGCGACGUGGAUGAUGAGAGUAUGGAUGUGGAUAUUGGGGACGGGGAGAUGGAUGGGUGCGAGCUGACGCGGUCGGUGGGGAUGAUGCCUCCGCCGCUGGGACCGGACGCGCCGCGGUCGAGGAAACCGAGUAGGAAGGCCAAGCCUCAGGUGUCUGAAGAAGAGAAGGAGGGUGAGGAGCAGGACGAGGAGGAGGAGAGACCGCGGAAGAAAGCCAGGCUUCCCAACCUCAAGUCAACUCCCAACGCCAACGGGAAUGCUAACGCCAAAGAGAAGGCCAACGGAAAAGACAAAACCAAGACCAAGGGAAAAGAGAAGAAGCCCAAACCACAACCGGAUACGUACAAACAAGCGUGGUCUGUCUCUGAGCAGCACUUGCUUGAACAGUUGUUGGAGCAAAUACCUGAAGGAGAGAGGUUUAGGUGGCAGAAGAUUUCGAGAGCCAUGAAUGGGACAAGGACUCCCAGGCAGGUUGCUAGUCGGGUACAAAAGUAUUUCGAGAAGUUGAAGAAGUUUGGUGUUGAGGGGUAUUAG
Molecule: messenger RNA, 939 nt
Organism: Laccaria bicolor S238N-H82
Lineage: Eukaryota; Fungi; Basidiomycota; Agaricomycetes; Agaricales; Hydnangiaceae
Exons: 2
Coding region: 1-939 (312 amino acids)
Source: RefSeq, a predicted model, not a curated record